This is a messenger RNA of Scylla paramamosain (green mud crab), 1385 nucleotides long. RefSeq lists its product as uncharacterized. The transcript has 2 exons. The record is from RefSeq and is a predicted model, not a curated record. NCBI's taxonomy places the organism in Eukaryota, Metazoa, Arthropoda, Malacostraca, Decapoda, Portunidae. The coding region runs from base 31 to 888 and encodes 285 amino acids.
CACUUCACUUCAGGAGGCCCUCAAGGAACCAUGAAACUGCUGGUGGUGUUCGCCGUGGCUGGCAUCCUUCUGCUGGAGCUCAGCGACGCCGGGAGCUACGGCAGAGGUCGCGGAGGUGGUGGCGGCCGCAGAAGCUUCGGUUUCCGCGGUGGUCGAGGCGGCAGGGGCAGAUACAGUGGUAGCAACACUUUAGGCGGCUACAGCGGCGGUUCCGGCAGCGGAUUUGGCAGCGGCUCCGGUGGUGGCUUCGGUGGCGGCUUUGGUGGAGGCUACGGCGGCGGCUCCAACUUCGGCUUCGGUGGUGGCAACAGCGGCAGAUAUGGCGGUGGUUCUAACAGCGGCUAUGGCGGAGGUUCUACCGGCGGCUAUGGCGGCGGUUCUAACAGCGGCUAUGGAGGUGGAUCCAAAGGCGGCUUUGGUGGAGGUUUCAGUGGCGGCCAUAGAGGUGGUUCCAGCGGCGGCUACGGCGGCGGUUCCAGCGGCGGCUUUGGCGGCGGUGUCAGCGGCGGCUACGGUGGCGGUUCCAGCGGCGGCUACGGUGGCGGUUCCAGCGGCGGCUACGGUGGCGGUUCCAGCGGCGGCUACGGUGGCGGUUCCAGCGGCGGCUACGGCGGCGGUUCUAGCGGCGGCUUUGGCGGCGGUUCCAGCGGCGGCUACGGCGGCGGUUCUAGCGGCGGCUUUGGCGGCGGCGUCAGCGGCGGCUACGGCGGCGGUUCCAGCGGCGGAUACGGCGGCGGUUCCAGCGGCGGUUACGGCGGGGGUUCCAGCAGCGGCUUUGGCGGUGGCGUUAGCGGCGGCUACGGCGGCGGUUCCAGCGGCGGCUUUGGGGGCGGAGUGAGUGGCGGCUAUGGGGGCAGGCGGGGCGGGGGUAAGGGCUACGGGAAAUAAGCCACAGAGGUCACGACUGUAAAGACACUAGAUGACCCCAGGCAACGAACCUUCUCCUCCUCCUCCUGCUCCUCCUGCACCAGCAAGACAUCGGAAUGAGACCAAAAUUCCCGCACCGUCACCACCACCAUCAGUAGAGUAUUAGAAACACCAAAAUUAUUCUCACAUCCUUCCUUCUACGAGCACCGCACUUCUACUCCCGCCGCUACCAUCCGUCCUCCUCCUCCUCCUCCCCUCCCUCUCUUUCUCCUGCUGCUGCUGCUGCUGUUGUUGUUAUUGAGAGCAAAAAGCUGAUUGCCUCGCUGCCCGGGAGUAAUGUCUCGCAAGGCUAAGAAAGGGAAAGGUAGUUCAGAAAGAUGCGUGUGUGUGUGUGUGUGUGUGUGUGUGUGUGUGUGUGGACAGAGAGGAAAGGAUUGCUACAUGUGCAAAACAAGAAACCAGGCAGUAAAAUGGCUUUCAGAAGAUAUAUAAAGAAAAAAAUCGAUAAAAAACAUCAA